AAACGAAAGAGCAAAUAUCCGCGGAAGAGGCCAAUGGGGAGCCCCAGCGCCGGGACCAGUAGACCGCCGUGUCCCCUCUUUGUCGUCAUCGCAGCGGAGGAAUCCAGAGGGAGUUCCCAAAGCCACAAGUUUCCCCAAGCCAGAGAGCCCCACGCUCGCUCGCCUCCGCCGUUCCAUCCCUCCUCCAAUAUCCUCUGCCACCCAAAAAAAACCCUCUAAAGAAUCCACCUUACACGAAUUCUUUAUCUGGUGCUCGGCCUUCUGAGGCUGGGGAUUCGCGGAAAUUCCCCUCGGCCUUGAUCUCUAGCUCCCGGAAUUGGGAUAUCCGUUAAAGAUGGUGGAGCUCUCCCUCAUAGCCUCCGCCGCCUUGUCUCCGACGAAUUUUUGUCAGGAACAGGGCCUCUGUAGGGCUUACAAGGAGUUUCAAGCUUUAUCUCCACUUAAAGGCAAAAGACCAGAAAUAUGGAAACCUGGUUCAUUACAGCUCGGCGCACAAAAUUUUGAAAAUCUGGGGCAAUCCAUGCAUCUUUGGCCAGAGUGCAGUAAGUCAGUUAUGCCAGAUCCAACGGCUAAGUAUCCUGUGCUAACUGAUGUGCAAGAUUGUCGCCCUGACUCAGUGCUUUUCAGUUUUGGGAUUGCGGAACAGUGCACAAAACGUGAGAAGAUCCUGAAGUUUCUUACGUCUGGAUCUAAUAUAGCUGAGGGAGGAAGUCUGAAUAUUUCUUUACUGUCUGACCUUAUGGGACUUCAGACUGUUGCUGUUGAAUUGUGGCCUCAGCCAUAUGUUUCCAUGCAUGAUACCUUCUGCCUCUAUGAGAUUGGGAUGGACGAUUCCCAGCAUUUGCUACACCAUCAAAGGCAGUUCUGUGCUCCUGAGCCUCUCUUGGAUUUUGUUAAGAAUUUGUCCCAUACUUCAAUUAUUACAGUAAAUUCAGAUGGCCAGGUUUUGUUCACCGGCAGUGGAUCUGAGUUGAAGAAUAUACUCUCAGUUGCAGAAGAGUUUAAUAUAUCAAAACGAUCCACAAAUCAUGACAGGAAAUCAAUGCUAGUUCCAUACUUUACAAGGAAGGGCCGUGGACAUGCACGACCAAACAACCAAGUGUCUUCUUUCAAGCUGCAAACUGGAACGGUUGAUCCUUUAAAGAGCCCUGAAAAUGUGAACCUGAAACCAUUGCCAAAGAAGAAACAAAACAGAAAAGCAGGCAAAGAGCGGGAUCUUUACCAUAAGAACUAUUUCCAUGCCUGUGAAAGCCUCCUGUCUGUGAUUCUAGACAAGAAAGGCAAGACAGCAAGCCUCUCACUGAAGAAGUCAGGUCCUGAGAUCACCCAACUCCUUACCCAUUUCUCUGCUGGGAUUGCUGGAACGGGACUCGCCGUUCUUCUCUCUGUUGCAUGCAAAAUGGCUAACGGGAGGGUAACAUUCAGCACUACCAAGUUGCUGAAUACCAGCUUUGGUUUCGGAUUGUUCUGGCUCUCGUGGGCAGUGAACAGUUUGCGAGAUACAAUCAUUCAUCUCAGUAAAAACUCAAGCAAGCUUAAGCUCAAGGAGGAAGAGGUAGUAGGCAAGGUCGAAAGAAGUAUGAAGGAUAUUCUCUUAAGAGCUGCAGCAUUGAUGGCAGUGGCAGUAUUAAGAUUUGUAUAAAAAGAAACUUUCUAUUUUUCUGUGCACUUCCUUCCCGUUCCUUCCAAUUCCUACUUUGUGAGAUAAAUCAAACUUUAUUCUGGUUCCAAUGGAUAUCAGGAGUGUAUGUGUAAGAUAAUUUUGUGAAGACAAUUUUGUAGUCUUUUAUCUUGUAAAAAACUAAAAACCUCUGUAAAUGAAAGCUGAGCUGCUUCCAGGGCCUACUGCUGGUAUUGGCUGUUAGAAAUUAUUUUUCCU
This is a messenger RNA of Elaeis guineensis (African oil palm), 1879 nucleotides long. RefSeq lists its product as uncharacterized. Lineage: Eukaryota; Viridiplantae; Streptophyta; Magnoliopsida; Arecales; Arecaceae. The record is from RefSeq and is a predicted model, not a curated record.